AGAAUACAGUUUUUGGUAAAAAAAAAUUGGUCAGGUUAUCUUAUUCAUAAAUUGUCUUGAGAGGCAGGUCACAGUUCUCUCAUCUGUAAAAGGCAGAUUACAGCCCACCUCCUAUGAGCCCCUUGAGGGAGAGCUUAGAGCCCUGCAGAGUGUGAGGCAUAUGGUAUGCCCUUAAAAAGCGUCAGUAGAGCAAAUGGGUAUGUCACAAGGUUAUCAUGAGGCUAUGACAGUAUAACUGUCCCGGGAGUUCUGUGAGCUGUACAGCUUCAUGUAGGUUAGUUAAUUUGCCAAGUAUAAUAUAUGCUGUCCUAUGCAAUUGGCAAGGAUGAAUCUUACAUUUCCAAGGCAUUUAUUAUUAAUUUCAAAAAAAGAAAUAUGUAACACAGACUCUGGGAAGCAAGGUCAUCUCCUUACUUGUGCUUAGUAGAGAGAGGAGGUGAGGCGCUGGCACCUAGGAAUGUCUUUGUGUCAGCUUUUACUUACAGGCAUUUCAAAACUUCAAGAAAAAUGCACAUUUCUGAGAGGUUUGUAUAUCUUAGCCCUACCAAGCAUAGACUGUGAAGCUGAGAGGGUUACUGAAUCUCCGUAUCUUGACUGAAAAUCCAAUGUGUCACAGUGUAUUUUGCUAAAAUCUUGAAUCAAUUGAAGAGAAGUAAGCCCUUAAAAUUUUGAGAACUAGGUGACGUGUCUGAUACUUUUGAGAAAAGUGCUUUUCACACCUCUAGGACAAGAAGGUUUCUGCCUUUUUUGCUUAUUGGGUUAACUUUUUGUAAUUUAAUAGGAAAGAAUGAAAAGGAAUAGUAUCCAAGAGAAAAGUUUUAUGUUUUAUAGAAAAGGAACACACCCAUGGAACUGGAAGGAAUUGAUGAUUUUUAUUUCUAUUAUGCAUAAAGUGAUUUAAUGUUGCAUUUCCUGAUGUAACUGUAACCAAUAUCAAAGUUGCUUUUCCUGGCUGGGCAUGGUGGCUCACACCUGUAAUCCCAGCACUUUGGGAGGCCAAGGCGGGAGGAUCGCCUGAGAGCAGGAGUUUGAGACCAGCCUGGCCAACAUGGCAAGAUCCUGUCUCUACAAAAAAUGAAAUUAGCUGGGUGUAGUGGCACAUGCCUGUAGUCCCAGCUACUCUGAGGUGGGAGGAUCACUUGAUCCCAGGAGGUCAAGACUGCAGAGCCAUGUUUGUGCCACUGCACUCCAGCCUGGGGGAUCUUCUCUGGAUCAAGCAAUGGUGGUGAAAAAUGUUUCGCAAAGGCAAAAAGCGACACAGUAGUAGCAGUUCCCAAAGUAGUGAAAUCAGUACUAAGAGCAAGUCUGUAGAUUCUAGCCUUGGGGGUCUUUCACGAUCCAGCACUGUGGCCAGCCUCGACACAGAUUCCACCAAAAGCUCGGGACAAAGCAACAAUAAUUCAGAUACCUGUGCAGAAUUUCGAAUAAAAUACGUUGGUGCCAUUGAGAAACUGAAACUUUCCGAAGGAAAAGGCCUUGAAGGGCCGUUAGACCUGAUAAAUUAUAUAGACGUUGCCCAGCAAGAUGGAAAGUUGCCUUUUGUUCCUCCGGAGGAAGAAUUUAUUAUGGGAGUUUCCAAGUAUGGCAUAAAAGUAUCAACAUCAGAUCAAUAUGAUGUUUUGCACAGGCAUGCUCUCUACUUAAUAAUCCGGAUGGUGUGUUACGAUGAUGGUCUGGGGGCAGGAAGAAGCUUACUGGCUCUGAAGACCACAGAUGCAAGCAAUGAAGAAUACAGCCUGUGGGUUUAUCAGUGCAAUAGCCUGGAACAAGCACAAGCCAUUUGCAAGGUUUUAUCCACCGCUUUUGACUCUGUAUUAACAUCUGAGAAACCCUGAAUCCUGCAAUCAAGUGGAAGUCAACUUCAUCUGAAAGUUAAGCUGUUUUCAAACUGCAAUGCUGAAGUGUUAUGCAAAUAAUGAAGUGAUCCCUUGCUCUAGAUUUUCUGAAGAAAAUGGAUUGUGUAAAAUGCUGAUCAUUUGUUUAUUAAAAUGUUUCCUAUUAAUUACA
Molecule: messenger RNA, 2007 nt
Organism: Symphalangus syndactylus (siamang)
Lineage: Eukaryota; Metazoa; Chordata; Mammalia; Primates; Hylobatidae
Gene: ITGB1BP1
Product: integrin subunit beta 1 binding protein 1
Biological process (GO): negative regulation of focal adhesion assembly; negative regulation of substrate adhesion-dependent cell spreading
Cellular component (GO): ruffle; cytoskeleton; cell periphery
Molecular function (GO): integrin binding
Source: RefSeq, a predicted model, not a curated record